CCCUCCCUUCCUCCCUCCCAUCUCGGGGCCUGCGCGCCGCUUCCUUCCCGCACGCGUCGCCGCUCGCCGGUGUCUCGGGCCCGCGCGCGGUUUUUUUUUUUUUUUUCUUUUUCCACCACCCUUCCCCCAGCCUCCUCGGGCGGUGGAACGGCCGGGCUCACGCUCCGUGCUCGCGGCGGCCUGGGUAGCGCGGGAGUCCCACCGCGGAGGAGACGGCCUGUACCAUCGUCUCCCGGCACGCGGGGGGGUGGAGCGUGCGUGUGUAAGGGAGCCGCCCGCCCCGCCGCACGCGCCUCGGCGACCCCGUGAAACUCAGAAGCCCCCCCCUCUCCUCCUCCUCCUCCCCGGGGCCUCGACCCCGGAGCGCAGGCAAACCACCGCCUCCCUCUUUGCCCCCCAUCUCAACGCCGCCGGCUCCACCCAUCCGGGCCGCGGCCAUGGCCGAGACGGAGGAGCGGAGCCUCGAUAACUUCUUCGCCAAGAGGGACAAGAAGAAGAAGAAGGAACGGAGCAACCGAGCGGCGGCUAACGCGGCGGGCGCGAGCGGCGGGACGGGAGCCAGACCGGGCGACGGAGGGACGGGCGCGGGAAGCAGGCCGGGCGAUGGCGGGACAGGAACUGGGAUCAGGUCGGGCGACGGUGGCAUCUCGGGCGUCGGGACCAGGUCCGGAGACGGCGGGCUCACCGGAACGGGAACCAGGCCGGGAGACGGUGGCAUCUCGGGCUCUGGGGCCAUCAAGGCCGUGACGAAGGAUGAAGAUGAAUGGAAAGAAUUUGAACAAAAAGAGGUCGAUUACAGCGGACUCAGAGUUCAAGCGAUGCAAAUAAGUGAAAAGGAAGAUGAUGAUAAUGAAAAGAGAGAAGAUCCAGGAGAUAACUGGGAAGAAGGUGGAGGUGGUGGAGGUGUAGAAAAAUCUUCAGGUCCCUGGAAUAAAACUGCUCCGGUACAGGCCCCUCCUGCUCCAGUAAUUGUUACAGAAACCCCAGAACCGGCAAUGCCUAGUGGUGUGUACAGGCCUCCUGGGGCCAGGUUAACCACAACAAGGAAAACACCACAAGGACCUCCAGAAAUAUACAGCGAUACACAGUUCCCGUCCCUGCAGUCCACUGCCAAGCAUGUAGAAAGUCGGAACAGGGAUAAAGAAAUGGAGAAGAGCUUUGAAGUAGUAAGACACAAAAAUAGAGGUAGGGAGGAGGUUUCAAAGAACCAGGCCCUUAAACUUCAGCUAGACAACCAGUAUGCUGUGCUUGAAAACCAGAAAAGCAGCCACUUGCAGUACAAUUAAGGAAUGGUCUUUGUUAACCCUUCCGAGAUAACCAGACCACAGCUAACCACCACAGCCAUUCACCAUCUGAUCUGUUGGAUCUACAGUGACUGACCGGUGCAGACCUCAAUUCCAGUGACUGGCCCUUUUGCACUGUGGAAGUUCAAAGUGUCACGACUUCUUUAUGUAUUGGAUUUAGGGAAAUAUUCAUUGUCAUAAAUGUGCAAGCUAGAUUCAGCAAUGUUCUUUCAUAAUUGCUUCACAAAUAUAAAAACCAAAACCUGCAGUCAGCGGUCAUUUCAAAAAUCUUUAUGUUCAGAUACUGAGCCUCCAUCAGGGUUGACUACCUCAGAGAUGCUGCACUUCCUGUGGAUGUCAUGUGGGUCCUGCCUCUGGAUUGGAAGGCUGUCGCUACUGAAGUGUCCAGGGGAACCUUGAAGCCAGCUCUAUUGGAUUCUUAUCAGAAAUCCUGCAGAAAGUCAGCCAUCUGGGUUCUGAUCUGCUGUAAAAGAUGAAGAUUUAAGUGACCUUAAUUAAUCCUGUCCUGUGCCCCACCCUAAGGAAUACUCUGUAGUAGGCUGUGGCUAUGUUAGACUUCCUGUCAAAAACUGGAUCAUCUGUGUAGGGCUGUAAUUUACAAUUUUAAAUUUUUAGUUGUAGUUUGAGGUAAUUACAAAUUAAAUUCAACCAAACUUGGGUCCACCAAAUGGGAAGGGGUGUGUGGGAAUAAUCUUCUUUGAGUAAUUUUUUUAUUUGGAUAGCAAUUUUUUCUGUGUUCCACAUUAAGGCCUUUUUUUGCUUUGACUUUGAAUAAGUUCUUCGAGAGCAUAAUGCCUAGCUAAGUAACCUGGAAUAUGCAUUGGAAUUGUGAAAUGUCCUGUGAAUUUGCCAAUGUCUAGGUGGAACCAAAUAGCCUUUGUAAAGGGCAAUGGAUACCAGAGGCCUCACUCGAGGUGCUGCUAAAAGCUUCCUCUGAUCAGGGCUAAAUUGUGUACUGACCUGCUGUGGAAGGAGUGUGGUGUCUGCUCAGGUGAAGGUCCCCUGGCCUGUCCUUUGAGAGGCAAAGCAACACAGCUAAUCAGGUUUAAUUGAGUACCGAACUGCUGUGGAAGGAGUGUGGUGUCUGUUCAGGUGAAAGGUGCCCUGACCUGUCCUUAGAGUCAAAGCAACACAGCAAAGCCUCACCCGACAGCACCCUCCCGUUUCAUGGACCUUGAUGACCUUUGACCAGAAUUCCUUUAAGGCACUGGAUACGCUGUAGAUGAAGCGGUUUGUCCUGCUAGCUAUUACCAACUCUGGUGUGUUUUCAUAGUGGUUAUUUGAGAAGGCAGGGCAAAAACGUAGCACUUCUGCUUUCAGUAAUUACAGUUGAACUCUCCAGUAGUAUUUAGUCCUUAAAAGAGACUUUUAAAAAGUUCCCGGGCUUACUGGCAAGUUUCUUUCCACCUGAUGAAUGGUCUGGCAAUUUCCUGCUUGUAUCUUUGGUUCACUAGAAAUUCUCCAGAGCGGCUCACGACCAUGAGAGGCAGAGUGGGGUUCAUUACAAUCCCUUUUCUGAAUGUGGCUCAGGUGCUUGCUGCUGGCGGGAAUGAAGUAGAUGGUGAGUGAUGCUCCCAGUAUGGGCGCUGGGAGCCUUUUCCCACAGUCCAGAAGAGCGUGUCAGUGCAGGAAACAGACUGCCUGGGGCCACACUGUCUCCUGACAGGACCCCAAGCCACUUCUGAGCCAUAAUGGUAUUAUCUGAGCCAACCAAGGCGAGCUUGAGUGGUUAGAAAUAAGAGUCUUGGUUAGAUUAAAGAUGUUCUGGGCACCAAAACCCUUGUCAGACCUUGAGCCGCAUACUUCUCUUGAAGAAGAGUAUGAGUGUCCCCCUCCCAAACUUCGGGUUUGUUACUAGGAAGAGAACUGAGACAAAUGUGAAGAGGUUUGUUUAAUGGUGUGCUGUACUGGAAAUCUGAAGGUUUGCAGCAAAUUUAAGUUCCAACUCAUAAUUUUGAUUAUAAUUGUGAAAUUCUCAAAAUGCACAUGAAUCAAGUUUUAAUAUACUUUAUGAUGGGUGGAUGAGGCUGUCUAUUGUACCAUUUCUUUGGAUUCUCAGGCAUGGUUUGGCAGUGUAAGAACUCUGUAUCAUUAACAAGUUCAAUAAAAAGUAAAUAUAUGGA
Molecule: messenger RNA, 3427 nt
Organism: Jaculus jaculus (lesser Egyptian jerboa)
Lineage: Eukaryota; Metazoa; Chordata; Mammalia; Rodentia; Dipodidae
Gene: Cdv3
Product: CDV3 homolog
Exons: 6
Coding region: 438-1286 (282 amino acids)
Cellular component (GO): cytoplasm
Source: RefSeq, a predicted model, not a curated record